AUGGGGAACCCGGAAAUCGAGAACAACUGCACCCUGUACAUUUGUACAGACAACUGCGAAACCCCAUCCAUUAGCGAAAUCCAGAAAAAGUUAGAAAGCCAAAAUGUAGAAAAAAAAAUAGAAGGCAUGGAACAUCUUAUAUUUAACAUCAUCCAAGGAGAGCCAUAUGGAAAUAUGCUUAUGUGUGUCAUCAGGUUUAUAGUUCCCCAUAAGGAUCAUCGGCUGAAGAAGCUGAGCCACAUAUUUUUUGAGGUUGUGGACAAAUGUAAAAGUGAUGGUAGCUUAAAGGAAGAAAUGCUUCUCGUAUGUAAUGCCUUGAGGAAUGAUAUUAUAUCCCCAAAUGAGUACGUGAGGGGUUCGACACUGAGACUGUUAAGCAAAAUUAAGAACCUGAAAAUUAUUGAACCUUUAAUAGAAGCCAUUACAAAAAACCUGAACCAUCGACAUAGCUAUGUUAGGAAGAAUGCCAUCAGCUGUAUCCACACGAUUAUAAAGGAACAUGGAAGUGAUGUGAUUCCAAACUCGGUUAAAGAAGUGGAGAAAAUAUUAUUUUUGGAAAAUGAUAUAUCGACCAAACGUAGUGCACUAUCUAUGUUAAUUGAUGUCGACCCAAUGACUACAUUAAAAUAUAUUCUCUCGCUAAAUGAUCAGUUGUAUGACACUGCUGAUGUGAUACUGCUUGAAGUUAUUCACCUAUUUAAGAAGCUAUAUAUUCCCCACGUGUUUGAUAACUCAUAUUUGUCGAUAAAUGAUGAGGAUGAGGAAAACGAUGAGGACAAGGGCAUUCGCAGUGGAAUUGGGCCUAUUCCCUCUAUAAGCCCCAUGACCGGUGGGCCUCUUCCUGACGGAGGUAAUGAAGCAGAGGAAGAAAAUCCAGAUGGGUGUGAGUCCGAUGGGGAAGUAGAUAUCUUCGCAUAUCUACUCUCCGGAGAUGAGAUCCCAUUUCAUCAGGGAGAUGUACCCACGGGGAAGAGAACCAGGAAUAUUACUGGUGUAGAUGAAAAGAUUGGUAGUAACUUCCUUAGUGUGAGUACCCCAGGCGUAGCGACCAAUUACAAAGAUGAAACAAGCGGAGGAAUGCUAAACGUGCUAAGUGAAGAAAUACAAUUUAGGAAGAACAGGUUAAACGAAAGUGAUUACAGUCAAUACAAAAAUAACGUUGUUAAAAUUCUCCUUAACAUGAUGAACAAGAAUGUGAGCAACAGUGUGUUGUAUGAGGGUGCCUGUUGUUUGCUUUAUAUGAGUACCUCGGAGGUUAGUAUAAAAACGGCAAGCGAGUGUUUUAUCAAGUUAUUAAUUAAUCAACACGAUAACAACAUCAAAUUGAUUGUAAUUGAUAGGCUAUAUUAUAUCAUGUGUAAGUGGAAGAAGGUGCUGGAAAAUUAUGUAAUGGAUUUAUUGAGGGCAUUAAACUUCCCGUCCAGGGAUAUAAGGGUAAAAAUAUUAAACCUGGUACUACACAUAUUGAGCAGUAGGAAUGUGCACUUAGUGUUGGGCGUUCUGAAAAAGGAGCUCCUGAAGCUUAACAGCACAGUUAUGUAUAGUAAGAACGUUUUUGCGAGUGGGGGUGGUAACACGAGUGCGGUGGUAGGUUCCUCCGGCGGAGGUGCCAACAGUGGUGGGGCAACCUCUCCAAAUGCACUUCCCAACACCACUAUGAGCAACACAGGAGAGACCAGCUCUCUCAGUAAUAACCUCUCCACGAAUUAUCAGGAAGUUAUUAGUUACAAAAAAAUACUACUCAAGUCGAUACAACACAUAUGUAAUAUGUUUUCCAACGAGUGUCUAAACAUGGUAGACUUACUACUGACAUACGUGAAUGAUGAAGAGAAGGAAAUAAAUUACGAAGCGGCGGUAUGUAUAAGGAAACUAGCGAAUAAUCCCUUUUUGCAGAGUAUCAUUUUGCAAAAAAUUGUGGACGCCAUAUUUGAUGUGAAGAAGCCACAUAUCCUCAGGAUAUUUUUUUGGGUCCUGGGACAAUACAUGCAUGGAGAAGAAGUUAUUUUGCAAUUCAUGAAGAAAUUAUAUGUGCACCUUGUUCCUCUGCUUGGUAGUAAUAUGGAGUCGGAUAUUAUUAGCAGGUUACAGAGUGAGAAGUUUAAAAAGAACAAAAUGGCGGUGAACUUUAACGCGAAUUCUUCAUCUGCCAGUCCUGCUAUACAAGCCAAAACGGUCGUGUUGGAAGAUGGAACAUACGCUACGGAGGCAGUGUGGAAAAGCCAGACUGCAUCAUCAGGGGAGGAUACCCCCGGUGAGUUAAACUCCUUUGCUUAUAAUUUAGUUUCUGAGAAUGACGAUUUAUUGUUGUCUGUUUUGUGCGUAUGUGUUACGAAGUUGUAUUUAAAAUUGGUGGCAACGGUGGGAGGGGAAGUCUUCCGCUUUUUGGGUUCGUAUUUUGUGAAGCCUCCCGUGGGGUGCCACUCAGAUGAAGGAAGCGCCGCAAACGGAAAUGCCCAAAACGGAAAUGCCACAAACGGAAAUGUCACAAACGGAAAUGCCAGCGUGAACGAAUUUCGGAAUAAAGGAAUGUACAUCCUCGCCAGUAUGGUUAAGUACCUGGGGCAGAAGAACGCAAAGAAGAGCUCUGUUGAUGUUCACUACAACGACAGCAACGUGGUUAGGGUUAGCCACUGCCUCAAAAUAUUUCUCCAUAUCACAUGCAACAUGAGUACCAUGGAUGACUCCACAAAGAAACUCAUCUUGACCUUCCUCAGUGGGAAUGAGUACUACCAGAAGUUCCUUCAGAAGGAGGAGGAAAAGUAUAGCAGUAUUUACAGUUCCAGUUAUAGGCAAAUACGGGCGGGUGGAGGUGCUUUUCCCCAAGGGGAGGACGAGAACGAUGCAGAUAAUCUCGGACAAGGAUCGAUGGAAAUAUCCAAAGGAGUGACCACCCUACCUCCUCAAACUGAACCAAAUGAAAACAAGGAGAGUGUAGAUGAUGAAAUAUACUUCCGUAUUCUCAAGGAAAAAAAAAAUGUUCUGAAUAUCCUGGACGAGAGAUCUGUAGAGAUGGACGAAAGAGCUGUAUUAAUGGAUGAAAAAUUGGAUAAGCUAAAAUUGAAGUAUACCCUUAGCAACGACAUUCUUUUUGAGGAAAACGAGUUUAAGUUACCCACGUUUAAGCAUAAUUAUUCCUCCCUUUUCAUGGCAAAAUUGUAUAACUCGCAAAGACUAACAGGAAUAGAUGAUGAUAUUUUCAUUGAGGCUGUCCCGAUAGUUUCAAAUAUCAACCUCAUUGUAGAGUUGUAUGUUUACAACCAGUCGGGUGCUUAUUUACAGAACAUUUUCAUUAGCCUAUCGACUCAUGGGAAUUUAAAACCAAUUGAUAAGAUCCCUGAGUUUAACUUGGGUCCAAAUGAGAAGAGGAAGUUUAAGAUCACCGUGAAGGUACACACGACUGAGACGGGGAUUAUCUUCGGUUAUGUGUUUUAUGAGAGGAAGAAUGAAAAUAAGAAGAAUUACAUCGUGCUUAGCGAGCUGAACAUUAACAUGACCGACUACAUCAAUGCAUCCUUCAUUUCGUCGCACCUGUUCCGCAUCAUGUGGUCUGAAUUCGAAUGGGAAAACAAGAUCAACAUUAAUACUUCCAUCAGGGACGCCUUCGAACUUUUGAAGCUCAUCAUUAAGCAAACGAACAUGACCAUCGUGGAGAAGUUCAUGCCACUGGAGUUUUAUGAGAAGGAAACCAAGAACAGAACGGGGCAAGCCAACAUAUCCCCCAUCGAUAUUUAUAUUUCUUACAUUUCUAGCUUAGAGGACCUAAAAUGCCUUGUCAACAAUUCAGCCUUCUUUGCAGUUAACCUAUUCUCGCGUAGCAUUUUCGGGGAAGACUCCCUAGCGAACUUGUCCGUACAGAAGAACCCAGACGGCCGCCUCUCGGGGAGUAUCCGCGUUCGUAGCCGCACUCAGGGAAUUGCCCUCAGCUUGGGAGAUAAAAUUACACUCGUUCAAACAGGCCUUAGUAUGGAGACGCACUGA
Molecule: messenger RNA, 3978 nt
Organism: Plasmodium knowlesi strain H
Lineage: Eukaryota; Apicomplexa; Aconoidasida; Haemosporida; Plasmodiidae
Product: coatomer subunit beta, putative
Exons: 3
Coding region: 1-3978 (1325 amino acids)
Biological process (GO): intra-Golgi vesicle-mediated transport; intracellular protein transport; endoplasmic reticulum to Golgi vesicle-mediated transport
Cellular component (GO): cytoplasm; COPI vesicle coat
Molecular function (GO): structural molecule activity
Source: RefSeq, a predicted model, not a curated record